GAAAAAUUAGAAGUUUUGAAAACCUCCCUAAAAUAGACAUUACUCUCAAAUAUGAGAACCUGUUACUGUAAAAGCUGAUUCCUUAUUUCCAAACGCCCCCCUCUAAAUCGCAAUGACCAGUUAGAAGCGGUGCAGCCACGCCUGCUCGUCGUUUCUUCUCCGGCCUUCCUGUCAAAGAAAAGCUGACCCCGGAACUAAUAAAAGUUAAAGCUCUUGAGGGCAGUUGAAGUGCUAUACCAAUAGGGAACUGAAGUGUUGCAUCUGCACGUAGGAGACAAGAAAAAGCUUGGCAUGAUUUUGCACAUUUUUAGAUCCUAUUAAGCAGUUGAUUUUUCUAUCCACGCUAGUUGGGUAAGCUUGCAGACAGAUAGAUGGUUAUUCCACCACCAGUUAAGUGGCCACCAAGAGUUACAAAGUUUCUGAAACCGUACAUCCUCAAGAUGCACCUAACAAACAAGUAUGUGAGUGCCCAAGUUAUCCACUCACCAACUGCCACAAUAGCAUGUUCAGCAAGCUCUCAAGAGAAGGCCUUGAGGUCAAGCAUGGAGAAUACUCGAGAUGUAGCAGCUGCUGCCAAAAUUGGGAAAAUACUAGGGGAGCGCCUGCUGCUCAAGAACAUCCCUGCCGUCUCUGUUUUCCUGAAAAGAGAACAGAAGUAUCAUGGAAAGGUGAAAGCUGUGAUGGAUUCUGUGAAAGGAGCUGGUGUCAAACUCCUAUAAACUGUGGUUCCAAGAAAUUCUACUGUGUCCUGAAGGGAUUACUUCGAGAGAGGAUUUUUUUUUUUUCAUUGAACUUGUUAAUGACAAGAAAAAGGAUUGUAUUUUAAUGAAUAUUUAAUUUGUUUA
Messenger RNA from Hevea brasiliensis (rubber tree), 845 nucleotides. RefSeq lists its product as uncharacterized. Bases 372 to 719 code for a protein of 115 amino acids. Gene Ontology annotation, biological process: translation. NCBI's taxonomy places the organism in Eukaryota, Viridiplantae, Streptophyta, Magnoliopsida, Malpighiales, Euphorbiaceae. The record is from RefSeq and is a predicted model, not a curated record. The transcript has 3 exons. Gene Ontology annotation, cellular component: ribosome. Gene Ontology annotation, molecular function: structural constituent of ribosome; 5S rRNA binding.